Molecule: messenger RNA, 7525 nt
Organism: Chironomus riparius
Lineage: Eukaryota; Metazoa; Arthropoda; Insecta; Diptera; Chironomidae
Source: the annotation of a GenBank genome assembly
AUCGAUAAUUCAUAUAAGGACCUGAAGUUUGUACAUUUACAUUUUAUUUGAUGUUGUAUCCAUUCUUCACGUUCAAUAAAGAAGAAUGUUUGUUACAUAUGAGAUGAUGAAUUGAACAAUCUCCUUGUGCGAUUCUAUGCAAGUAAAAUAGUAGCUUCUAAAUUUGAAACAUUUCGACCAGCAUCGUUCAUGAACAACCCCCAAAACUUACUUUAUUAAAUUAAUGGGACGAUAAUUUAUCAGUUCGGAUGUUUAGCUCCAUUCCCAAGAGAUAUUUCGAGAUGUCAUAACACUGAACAAUGUCAAGAUAGAAACUAUUAGAACAAUAUAACUAGUUCGUGUUGUCGGACGGUCUCAAAUUAACUGGAAUGAGAGUAGAAAUUAAUUUUCACAUCGAAGGUCCGCGCGCAAAAAAAUUAAUAAUAUUUAAAUAGCUGAAGAGAAUAACAAAGUCAAUAAAUAUUUGUUCGGCGCUAAUUAGUGAGACGUAAACGAGGAGGGGAACUAAAAGCUAUUAGAACGUGUGGACGAAUUCCAAUUUGUACUUAAUUACAAUUUUUUUUUGUGAAAGAAAGCGAGAAUCGAGCUACAAAAGUCGCAUUUUUUCAUAAAUUUUUAUUAUUAAAUGUUUACAAUGGCAUAUACACAAACAAUGAGACAGAUAUCGCAAGGCAAUCAGUAUAUAGUAUAAAAUACAGUGAGAUAGAAGAAGUUUUUAUCAGUGAAACAAAUUAAUCAAAAGCCACUUGAUUCAGCGAAUUUUCCUUUACUAUUUUGGACGAUAACUAAUCAUUAUUUUAGUAGCGAUUAAAUGUUCAAGACAUUAACACCUUGUUUUACACAAAAUUGUAGUGACUAUUGAGAAAGCAAAAAAAUAUGAAGGAGAAAAUGUUUCGAUUGAGAAUGUCAUCCAAAGAGCAUGAUGAUCAUUCGAAAAAUAAAGUAAUUAAAAUUAAAAUGUGUGAAUAAUUGUCGUACACGCGACUAAGUGUGAUAAGAAACGCUCUUGCUUUGAAAGAUUAGCGAGAUGAUUGUAAAAGAAGCUCGUAGAAAAAAAUUCUAUGGAUUUUAUUUUAUGUGCUGAAAGUAAUGGUGAAAAAAUUUCUUUUUUUAUGACAAUAAAGAAUGGAAAUUCUGGAGAGGAAUUUGAGGGGAGGAAGUUUAAUAACAUUUCCUUGCUAUUUACUAGGAUAAUUUAUGGCGAAAUGCCUGCUGAAAAUAAGUAUUCAUUCAUGUUUUAUGAAUAGAAUGAGUGACGACUAGAGCGAGGUCGUUUUGUGCCCAAAAUUUAAUAGUGUUAUCAUAAUUUUGCACUUGAAAUAUAUUUUUUCGUGAAUCAGUUGGAUUUACGUCAGAACUUUUCGGCUGAUAUGGUUUCUUGAUGUGAUUAUGGCUUAAAAUAGAAUAAUAGAUUAAAAUAAUGGAAUUGGAAAUUCGUUGUGGGACUAAAAUAGCUUUGACUGGAUGAUUCAGGAAUACAAAGAGAUUCUCAAACAUUUUUGACUCGAAAUACGCAAGGAAAAAUCUCACAACACAGAGUUUGAAAAUGUUUGGAACAAUUUGGAUCUAUUUAUCAAUCUUCGAGUAUACGCCUGACUUAAUCGAGUUGUUUUUUAGCCAGUUUCUAUUUCAGAACAGAACCCACACUCUUAGAAAAGAAGCUUACAGAUAGUUUAAAUUUUUAUUACUCAGCCACUAAAACCAAAAUCUUGAAAUUGGAACUACAUUAGAUUCACAUUUGCUAUGAUAGUCCAUUUGAGUUCAAUAUGUACAUGGUAAUUAAAAAUCCGUAAAGGAUACUUGACUUCUAUUGGAAAAAUACGAAUAAAUCCAAAUAUUACAAUGACUGGCUGCACAAUGUAGCUCUGAUCUACAUAUUGAUAUAAAACAAAACAAAAAACACAAGCUAAAUAGAGCAAAGAUGAUAAUUUGUUUGCAAUAUUGAUUAUACACUGAUAUAUAUAGGGGAACAAAAUGUCACACAUAAACCUGUUAAUUAUCAUGAGUACUUUAAAAGUUCCAGCUGAUAAGGCAGUUUAAAUACUCAAAAAAAAAUAUUUAAGUAAUUUUUAUAAUUUCUUUGCCAGUAUCUGAAUGAGAAUUAUGCGAUAAAAAAUGUUAAAUACUUCAAAUCUCAAAUGUUUCAAUUAAUAAAAAUUGAUUGAUCGUUGAUAUUAUACCGAAAACCUCAAGCUACAAUGACGAGAGAAUAAGAAGAAAAAAUUGAUAUCACAUUUUGGUGACUUUUAUUCUAGAAACAAAAAGUCAAUUUAAAAAUGAAAUGAAAUGGAACGUCACCGUAAUAACAGUCAGCAAUUUGAGAGUAUUCGUGCUCUUAUAACUCAAAUCCAUCAUGGCUCAACAUCAAAUAUCUUUUAUAAUCACUCAAAUGAAGAAUUAUCAACAAAUGAAAUGGAAAGAUCGACUUCAGAUCGUAGCGUAAAUAGCUUAAAUACAUUACCAUUUCUAGCUGUUGAAAAGCCACGAAAACGAUCAAUGUUUGAUGCGGCAUUUAAAAUUCCAUUGCUAACAGUAACUGGCCCUCACUCGGCUGAUUCACCUGAUGAAGCUCAUCUUCCCCGACGGUUCAGUUUUGGAAACUUUAGGCGGCAUUCACAUGGCUCGGGCUUAAAUCGCGUCGAUUCGAUGGGAUCACUGGCACACCGUACUUUAACAACUUUUAUAGAGAAUGAUGAUUUCGGAAACUUUAAAGCAUUCCUUGACGCCCAUCAAAUCCAAGUUGAUGAUCGCGAUGAGAAUGGAACUACCGUACUUAUGAUAUGCUCAACGAAGGGUCUCAUACAUUAUGUUCGAGAAUUAAUAAGUCAUGGAUCGGAUCCUAAUCUACAGGAUUUAGACAAUUGGACAGCAUUAUUAUGUGCCGCAAAGGGAGGUCAUUUCGAGAUAGUUGAGACACUUCUUGAUAAUGGUGCCGACAUUGAGCAUCGUGAUAUGGGAAAUUGGACAGCAUUGAUGUGGGCUACAUAUAAAGGUCAUGUGAAUAUUGUACGAUUUCUUCUUGAACAUAAUGCUGAUAUUAAUGCCAAUGGAAAUUAUCACAUUUCCCCUUUAUUGUGGGCUUGUGGUCGAGGCUAUACUGAAAUUGUUCAAAUGCUGGUACAGCGUGGAGCUAAAGUGAAUGUCGGUGAUAAAUACGGAACAACAGCACUCGUAUGGGCUUGUAGAAAAGGAAAUGCGGAAAUUGUUGAUACUCUAUUGAAGGCAAAUGCGAAUGUCGAUACAGCGGGAAUGUAUUCAUGGACGGCACUUCUCGUGGCUGCGAGCGCUGGUCAUCAAGAUUGUGUCGCAUUAUUAUUGGAAAGGAAACCGAAUGUUAAUGCUAUAGAUAAGGAUGGACAGACCGCAUUAGCAAUAGCUUGCAAAGAAGGCUUUCAAGAAAUAGCAUCGUCAUUGAUAUCAGCUGGAGCAUAUCUUAAUUCACAGGAUCGAAAUGGUGAUACACCGCUUAUUGGUGCUGUUAAAAUAGGCCAUCGUGGAAUUGUUGAGGCAUUAUUAAAACGACAUGUUGAUAUUGAUUUACAAGGAAAAGACAAGAAAACCGCACUUUAUACAGCAGUUGAGAAGGGUCAUGUUACAAUCGUUAAACUUUUAUUGAGCACUAAUCCUGAUAUAGAAUUAUCAAAUAAAGACUCUGAAACGCCAUUAAGUCGAGCCGUACGCAAUAGAAAUUUGGAAAUUGUAAAUAUGAUGCUUGAGAAGCGUGCAAAAGUUGGUGCUGUGGAUCGUCGUGGUGAUACAUGUCUGCACAUUGCAAUGAGAGCUCGCUCAAAAGCUAUUGUAGAAGCAUUAUUGAGAAAUCCGAAAAAUAGUCAAUUAUUAUAUCGUGCUAAUAAAGUAGGUGAAACACCUUAUGCAUUAGAUGCUUUGCAUCAAAAGACCAUUUUGGGUCAAGUUUUUGGAGCUAGGAAAUUAAAUACACACGAAGAUGCUGAAGGAAUGCUCGGAUAUGGACUCUAUUCUUCAGCAUUGGCGGAUGUUCUGUCUGAACCAACAUUAACUACGCCAAUAACUGUUGGAUUAUUCGCAAAAUGGGGAAGUGGAAAGAGCUUUUUACUAACAAAGCUUCGAGAGGAAAUGACUUGCUUUAGUCGACAAUGGUCGGAGCCACAAAUAAAAGCAACGUGGAUAAUUGUUUUGAUUUCAAUUCAUUUGGCAUUAUUUCUGGGCAUAAUUGUUGCAUUAUCAACAUGGUCGGUGAUUUUUGGUAUCGCAACUGGAUCGUUGUUACUUGUCUUGAUGUAUUCGUUAUCAUUGCUUUUGAAAUUCAUAAAUCGACGAUAUAGUUUCGAUUGGUCGUACAAUCUGCAUCAUUCGUUUGUGAAAAAGAUAGGAAAAUUCCGUUUGAUAUUACAAGUAGCAUUUUGUCAUCCCACAGGCAGUCUCCAUUCGACCCAAACAAGUGCAAUUCAAACAAUGCCAGUACGAUUUCAUUUUGCAGAAAUAAACGGAGCGGCACCAACGGGCGAGACUGCAUUAGGAUAUAUGCUAUCUUCAUUAUUUACAGCAAUUGAAAAUUAUUAUGGCUCAAUUCCGACACGUUUAUAUAGAUCAUUUAGACCAAAACCACUAAAACCAUCAUCAAAUUGGAGAUUUCGGAAAAUGUGUUGCAUACCAAUCUUUUUAUUAUUUGAAAUAUUCAUUUUCGCCUCAAUUGCGGGCAUCGCAUUGCUUAUCAUGUGGUUCAUUAAUACAGAUAGUGAGUCGAAGAAGAGCAUUGAAAUAUCAUUAUAUGUUAUCGCAGGCAUUCUCGUUGCCGGUGCCUUUUUCAAUUUAAAUGCAUGGGCAAAGGCAUUGAAUACAAUUUUCUUCUCGCAAGGGCGCUUUUUGAAGCAAAUAAUGAAAUCAAAUGAUGGCUUAACAGCCCUUAGUGGUGAAGUAAUGAUGAUGGCUGAUAUGGUGAGGUGUUUAGACUCAUUUACGGGACAACAAAGUCGUCUCGUCGGUGUUAUCGAUACAUUAGAUGUUGUCGACAUAGACAGAAUUUUGAGUUUACUUAAUGGCAUUCAAACAUUACUCAUGACUCCAAAUCGUCCAUUUGUGCUUUUAUUAGCUGUUGAUCCACAUGUUGUGGCGAAAGCUGUCGAACAAAAUAGUAAACGAUUAUUUACGGAAGGCGGUAUUGGAGGACAUGACUUUUUAAGGAAUCUCGUACAUUUACCUGUAUAUCUACAAAACUCGGGACUAAGAAAAGUUCAGAGAGCACAAACGACUGCAAUGCAAUAUAAAAGAAUCAUAUCGGAUGCAUACGAUGAUCCUAAUAUGGGAAUAUCGUAUUCAGCAUCAAAUCGACGAUUGUCAAAUGCAUCAGAAAUAAUGGCGAGUACGGAGAAGUUGAGAGGAAUUUCGAGAGGAUCAAAGAAAUUAAAGUUAUCAGAAUCAAUUGCCAGUUCCAUAGGAUCAAAUAUGCAUAAAAUUGGUGGAGGUCAAUUUGAAUUUUCAAAAGUCAUGUUAACAGACGAUUAUUUUAGUGAUGUUAAUCCUCGUAGCAUGCGAAGGCUUAUGAAUGUGAUUUAUAUAACCGUACGCUUAUUGAAAGCAUUUCAAAUCGAUUUUAGUUGGUAUCGAUUGGGCUCAUGGAUAAAUUUAACAGAACAAUGGCCAUUGAGAGCAUCAAUGAUUAUUCUUGAGGAUGACUUGAAUGGCGAUAAUUUGGAUGAAAUGGCAUCAUUACAAUCAGUCUAUGAAAAAGUUCGUCCGAAAUUGUCUUGUUUGCGUGAGGCAGCACCAUUAUUAGAUUUGGACCGUGACGAGAGGAAAUUAGACGCAUUUCUUCAGCUUCAUAAAUCAGAUUUGCAAGUGUCUGACCUGAGAAUCUUUUUGCCUUUUACUAUCAAUUUAGACCCGUACUUAAGGAAAGUUUUGAAAGAGGAUCAACAAGCAAUGGAGGAGGAUGAAGGAAUCGUGGUUCCGUUAAUGAAGUCAAAUUCAUCAGUUACACCACAAAUGCCUAAUGUUUACAAUCGUAGUCAUAACACAUACUAUCCACAACAAAAUCCAUUUAUUCCACCUGUAUAUUCUACAAGCCUCAACAGCACCCCAAUGGCACUAAUGAAUUACUUUAAUGCAACUCAUCGGCAGCCAUUGCCAACACAUUUAGAGCAUCCAAUUUUAGAGAACGCAUAUGUUCAGCCACAACAGCAACAACAACAACUUAAUGUUGAUAUGGAUAUUUCUCAAAUUAAGUUAUCGAAAUUGAGCUGUGAUGAUUUAAUACAGCUAUUAGGGCAAAUUAAUGAAUUGAAAGGAACGAUUGAAAGCCUUUCAGUCAAUUUAAAAGAGAAUGCAAUAUCUGGAAAGGUCUUGAUGUAUUGUGAUCUUAAUGAAUUGAAAUUGGUACUUGGCUUGAAUUUCGGUCAUUGGGAAACAUUCAAGUACUUCAUAAUGAGCUUACGCGAUGGAGAAAAUUCAUCAACGACAACAAAGAGCUCAAUUGUAACAUUUAAAACUGAUUCAAAGGAUGUAAAUGAUGGAGCUGGUCCUUCAGUGCAAGUUCCCCAAUUAAGUCGUACUAAGCAGAAGAGCGUUAUCGAAAAACAGGUUACUCUGGAACAAGAGAUGAUUUCCGGUGCAUUGUCGACAUUAAAUGAGGAAGCAUUUGAGGAUGUAACAUCAAAUCAAAAUCCUAUAUCAUCAAAUGGAUCAACAGGCAUCAUGUCAUCAAAUUCACCAAUAGGUCAGAAGAAGGCAAUUUUGAGGCAUCAGAAUAGCGUAAAGAGUGAGAAGGGCGGGAAGCGUGUAUCACUUGAGGUUGUUGAUGAAAAGCCAUCUCGAAUGAGUCGUCAAUCAUCAAUGAUGAAAAGUGAUAAGUUGUAUAGCAUGGGAUCAUCGUUUGAUGAACGUAGUGAUGAUGAAUCAAGUUAUGAAUUCAAAGUGCCAGUGUCACGUAAUAACAGUAGCAAAAAUUUGGCUGUCGAAAGUAUUCCAUUGGUGUCAAAAUGAUUUAUUUAAAAUUUUAAGGAUAGAAUGAAAUGUAUUUUACCAAUUUUAACUGUACAUUGAGUGACAAACAAAGGAGUGAUGGCGUAUUUUUGCAAUGGAUUUAAAUGUUGUGGAUUAAAAGAUACUGGUAGAUAGUUAUGUACUUAAAUAAUAAAGUAGAAGCACAUGAGUGAAUUUAGAACAGUAAAUUGAGACAAUAAUGUUGUAAAACUAUUCAUAAAGGAAUACAGGACAUGAAUCAUACGUAGAUAGCUUAUAAAAUGCUAAUUCAGGUAUGCAAAUAUUUUAGAUAGGACAAAUAUGUCAAUUGAAUAAUUAAAAGGAAACUCAGCUGCUCAAAUCCAUGCAGGAAUACGCCUCAGAACAACAAUAUUUAUUUUGAAUUUCUUAAAACAAUUUUUAAGCUUUCACUUUUCGAAUUUUUAAUUAAAUAUAAACAACAACAAAACAAAUCUUAAUCGAAUUAACAUCCAUAAGUAAAUGGUUUGUAAUUUGUAGUCUUUAAAUCUCUUUUACAUAGAUCUUAAUUAAAUCGAAUACACAAAAAAAUAAAUAAACAAAAAAG